GGUAGCGUGGGGUGGACAUGUCGCAGCGAGACUGAGCGCAGUAAGUGAACCUCUUCUCUCGGUUGGUGGCAAAGCAACGAAUCAAGAGUUGCGGCUGGCCGUUCGCGUAUGCUAGACCGUGCCUGCGGCUGCGAGCCACAAGAUUUGCAUCUCCCUCGGUGGUAGCGGCGUUACUACCUCUCGCCCGCGUUCCCUGCAGUCUGUCGGAUCGCGUAUACACACACGUCUGUGUCGGAGAAAUGGAGCUGGAGCAGGCGACGCCGCAGGUAAACGCGGAUCCGGAGAAGAAGGCCAAGGAGAGCGGCGGCAUUUCCGGAAAUGACCAUAUCAAUGGAAUGUCCAAUGGCUUUGACAAGAAGAGGGAACACAAGUCUGAGCACAAAGACAAAGAUCGGUCUCACAAAUCAGAUCAUAAGGAUAAGGAGAGGAGCAAAGACAAGGAAAGAAAUCACAAGAGCGAACAUAGGGACAAGGAUAAGGACAGGCACAAACAUAGUUCAAGUUCCGUUAAGGAUAAGGAGAAACACGAUAGCAGCAGUAAAGAUAAAGACAGAAAGAGCUCCUCCUCGAGCAAGGACAAGGAGCAUAAAAGCAGUAGCUCAUCCAGCAAGGAUAAAGAUAAGGACAAGAGCAAGGAGAAGGAUCAUCAUCACAAGUCCAGCUCGAGUUCAAAGGACAAAGACAGACAUCAUAGCAGCUUUAAGGAUAAAGAUGGCUCCGGCAAGGACAAGGACAAGGACUCAAAGAGCAAGGAUAAGCAUAGACACAGCAGUUCGUUGAACUCUAGCUCGCGUGACAAGGACAAAGACCGAAAUAUUUCCAAGGACAAGGAGAAGGAGAGCAAGAAGCACUCGUCGGAAAAGGACAAGGAGAGACAUUCCACUUCUCAUUCUUCGGGCGACAAGGAGAAGCAUCGCUCGUCGGAGAAGGACAAGCACAGGGAGAGCUCGUCCAGCAAAGACAAAGACAAGCACCGCCAUGAAAAGGAGAAAGACCGUCACCGACACGACAAGGACAAAUCCAAGCAUCGCGACGACAGGGAGAAGAAGGAGAAGGACAGGGAGGAGACUAAAGUUAAGGAGGAAGUGCUCGUGAAGACGAAUCACACGAUUAACGAAGGAUUUCACUAUAAUUUGAAUAUCAAGCCGGAACCGAAGGAGGAGUCCAUGCUUGCGGAAGCAGAAGACGACGAUGACAGCGGUGGCGAGCGACCGCUCUACAUCAAGGAGGAGGAUGACGAUGAGGAAAUGAAGGAGGAGGACGUUAACUUGGAUUCGACCGACGGAAACGAUACCAGACUGUCGGAUCUGCAUAAUACGACCCUGAAGACGGAAGAAGAGUCGGAGGAGGAUAAACCAUUGCAGUCUGCAAGGUCAAAGCAGUCACCGAGCGUGAAAAGGAAAAUCGAGUCGGACGAAGACGAAGACGUUCCGCUGUCGACGCGCAAGAAGUCCAAGAAAACUCCGUCGAAGACCAAGAACAAGAAACGGAAGCACGGGGACGAUGACGAUUCCGACGUCGAAGAAGUACAGAAACCAAAGAAGAAGAACUCAAAGACGAGAGGAGAAGGCGGUAGUCCGAGAAAGAAGAAGCAGGAGGAGGAACAAGAGGUUUGGAAGUGGUGGGAAGAGGAAAAGAAGACUGAUGGCACAAAGUGGCAUUUCCUGGAGCACAAGGGACCGGUGUUCGCGCCCUCGUACGAUCGCCUGCCGCCCACCGUGAAGUUCUACUACAACGGCAAGGAGAUGAAGCUGAGCGAGGAAGCGGAGGAGGUCGCGACCUUCUACGCGCGCAUGCUGGACCACGAUUACACGACCAAGGAGGCGUUCAACAACAACUUCUUCCACGACUGGCGAGAGGUGAUGACUGAAUCGGAGCGCGCGAGGAUCACCGAUCUGUCCAAGUGCAACUUCAAGGAGAUGCACACGUACUUCCUGCAGAAGAGCGAGGAACGCAAGGCGAUGAGCAAGGAGGAGAAACAGAAGAUCAAGGAGAAGAACGAGGAGAUCCAGAAGGAGUACGGCUUCUGCAGUAUCGAUGGCCACAAGGAGAAAAUCGGUAACUUCAAGAUCGAGCCGCCCGGCUUGUUCAGGGGUCGUGGCGAGCAUCCCAAGAUGGGUAAACUGAAGAAGCGAGUGCAGCCCGAGGACGUGCUGAUCAACUGCUCGAAAGAUUCCAACAUACCGAAACCGCCACCUGGCCACAAGUGGAAGGAAGUGCGGCACGAUUCUAACGUCACGUGGCUCGCGUCCUGGACCGAGAACAUUCAGGGCCAAGUGAAGUACAUCAUGCUGAAUCCAUCCAGCAAGCUCAAGGGUGAGAAGGACUGGCAGAAGUACGAAACGGCGCGGAAGUUGGCGCAGUCCAUCGAUAAGAUUCGCGCCGAGUACCGAGAGGAUUGGAAGAGUAAAGAGAUGCGCAUCAGGCAGCGUGCCGUCGCCCUCUACUUCAUUGACAAGCUGGCCCUGAGAGCUGGUAACGAGAAGGAUGAGGAUCAGGCGGACACCGUGGGCUGCUGCUCGUUGCGAGUGGAACACAUCAAGCUGCACGAACAAAAGGAUGGAAGAGAAUACGUGGUUGUGUUCGACUUCUUAGGUAAAGAUUCUAUACGAUAUUACAACGAGGUACCGGUCGAGAAGCGCGUGUUCAAGAACCUUCAGCUCUUCAUGGAGAACAAGUCGCCCAACGACGAUCUGUUCGAUCGACUCAAUACCACCGUGAUGAACAAACACCUGAACGAGCUAAUGGAAGGUCUCACCGCUAAAGUAUUCAGAACUUACAACGCGUCGUGGACGCUGCAGCAGCAGCUUGACAAGCUGACGGACCCGAACGACACGGAGGCGGAGAAGAUCCUCGCGUACAACCGUGCCAAUCGCGCCGUCGCCAUACUGUGUAACCAUCAGCGUUCCGUACCAAAGACGCACGCAAAGUCCAUGGAGAACCUGAAAGUGAAGAUCGAAACCAAGAAGGAGGCGAUAGCCGAGUGCGAGUUGCAAGUGAAGGAUGCGAAACGCGAUGCGAAGCAUGGCUCGGUGAAGGAAAAAGUGGUGUAUGAGAAGAAGAAGAAACAGCUGGAAAGAUUAAAGGAGCAAUUGACGAAGCUGGAGGUCCAGGCGACUGACCGAGAAGAGAACAAGGAGAUCGCGCUGAGUACCUCCAAGCUGAACUAUCUCGAUCCCAGGAUUUCUGUCGCAUGGUGCAAGAAGCACAAUGUUCCGGUCGAGAAGAUAUAUAACAAGACUCAAAGGGACAAGUUCCGAUGGGCGAUAGAUAUGGCGGGACCCGACUACGUCUUUUAACCCUGUAGGACAUCAUCAUUAUCAAUGUCGUUGUCGCCGUCGUCGCUGUCAUCGUCAUCGUCGUCAUCGUCAUCAUUGCCGUCGUCGUCGUCAUCGUCAUGUGUCGGUCUACGAGGAGACAUCUCCCGCUGACAUUACAUGUAGUGAAUUUUACGUUCUAGCGAGAAGCUAGGAAACUUCUUAACGAAGAAAAGAAAGAGGGAGGGAGGAAAAAAAUAGAAUGAACAGUGUGAACGGUACGGAAAAUUUUUUACACUUACGAAAUACGAAUGUGAGAAAGUGUGGGAACAUAUUUUCUAUAGAACGAUACACGGCGCGUGCGUUUAAAAGAAAAAAAAAUCACGAGUAGCAGCAGCGACCUGUACAAUCUGGUGAUAUCAUUAGAGUACGAUGUGCGCCCGUCAAGUCAGUUUCAAAGUCGAUCGCGCGCGCGUGUUUGCUCCGGCGUGUGCCCGAUCUCGCCGCCGGCAAACUGUUUUAUUCGCCACGUCCCCGUGGCCGGUACGUCUGCGUAUGUACAGCUUAUUGCUCCGAACUGAUAAAAUCCUGAAUGUCGAAGAAGUAGUAGCGAAUAAAUGAGUGUAAUUGUUUUCAAACAAUGAGCGUAAUCCUCAUUCGUUUAGGUAGAAAUUUGAUUCCGACGGUGUAGGAGAGUAAUAGCAUCGAAUUCGUGCAGAAGCGUCUAAAAAAAAAUUCAUAGGGCAUGCACGCAGCGGCAGAUCGAUUGGUUGAUUGUUUGUUGAUCGAUCGAUCGGUCCCGCAACAGUCGCGAGACGAUUGCACUCGUCUCGCGUUAAACGUGGCUGCGCGAACACGUACGGCAAGACGUAGCUGCGUUUUUGUACAUACAUAGUUGAUAUUCGUACGAGAGAGUGAGACACACGAGAGGCACCGCAUUAAUAUGAAGAA
This is a messenger RNA of Ooceraea biroi (clonal raider ant), 4208 nucleotides long. RefSeq names its product DNA topoisomerase 1 (gene Top1). Gene Ontology annotation, biological process: DNA replication; chromosome segregation; DNA topological change. Gene Ontology annotation, molecular function: DNA binding; DNA topoisomerase type I (single strand cut, ATP-independent) activity. The record is from RefSeq and is a predicted model, not a curated record. Gene Ontology annotation, cellular component: nucleolus; chromosome. Lineage: Eukaryota; Metazoa; Arthropoda; Insecta; Hymenoptera; Formicidae.